Molecule: messenger RNA, 1919 nt
Organism: Melampsora larici-populina 98AG31
Lineage: Eukaryota; Fungi; Basidiomycota; Pucciniomycetes; Pucciniales; Melampsoraceae
Exons: 18
Coding region: 1-1593 (530 amino acids)
Biological process (GO): amino acid transmembrane transport
Cellular component (GO): membrane
Molecular function (GO): amino acid transmembrane transporter activity
Source: RefSeq, a predicted model, not a curated record
AUGAGUGAAAAAGCAGAUGCCAGCGUUGAGGAGGUCUUAACCAAUGGUGAAGUUGAGCGGAAGCUCAAGCAACGUCACAUUUCUAUGAUCGCUAUUGGAGGAACUAUCGGUACUGGAUUGUUCUUGGGUACUAGUCAAGCGCUCACCACUGCCGGUCCAGUAGGUUUGCUGUUGGGUUAUACGAUCAUGGGGGCAGUUGUGUAUGGCGUUCAAAUGGCACUAGGAGAGAUGGUCUCGUAUUUACCAAUCUCGGGAGCUAUCACACAUUUUGCUGGUCGAUUCUUGGAUCCUGCGGCUUCUUGUAGUGUUGGAUUUAACUUAUGGUAUUCAGCCGGAAUAAGCCUUGCAACUGAAAUUACUGCUGCGGCACUUAUUGUCGAAUAUUGGGAUACGGCAACAAACGUUGGAAUAUAUAUUGCAGUUUUCACAGUCACUAUAUGCGCCUUGAACUUUUUGGGUGUGGAGUGGUUUGGGGAAGCCGAAUUCUGUUUUGCCUUAUUGAAAGUAACUAUGAUCGUGAUCUUAAUCAUCGCCGGAAUAGUACUUGAUCUUGGUGGUGGUCCAAGCCAUGAUUUUAUAGGUUUCAGAUACUGGAAAGAUCCAGGUCCAUUUACUCAACUUUUUGAUAUCCCAGGUGCACUUGGUAGAUUCCUUGCGUUUUGGCAGGUGUUCAUAUUCGCAGCUUUUGCAUAUGUCGGUACUGAAACUGUAGCAGUAGCAGCUGGUGAAGCAGAAAACCCCCGUAAAACAGUACCAAAAGCUAUCAAACGAGUGUUUUUCAGGAUCUUGAUUUUCUACCUAGGAGGUGUCUUUGUUAUCGGUCUCUUAGUUCCAUCUGAUGAUCCAAGACUCUUCAAGUUGAAAGGUAGUAGACCUGGCAGUUCGUCUCCUUUUGUUAUUGCUAUGGAAAGAGCUGGGAUCAAAGUACUACCUGAUAUUAUCAAUGCCGUGAUUUUAACAUCUGCUUUCUCAGCUGGAAAUAGUUCAUUAUAUGUAGGAAGUCGUAUUCUUUAUGGAUUAGCUCUAGAAGGCCAAGCUCCAAGCUUCUUCAAACGUUGUACACCCAAAGGACUUCCAAUGUGGUCACUAGUCAUCACUGCUUCUUUUUCAUUACUAGCUUUCUUGAGGUUAAGUUCAAGCGGUACGACUCUUUUUCGUUGGCUUUCUAAUUUCUCUUCUGUUACUGGUCUUUGUACUUGGCUCUCUAUUUUACUCUCUUAUAUCCGAUUUUAUCAUGGUAUGAAGUCUCAAGGUCUUGAUAGAUCUAAGUUACCUUACAAGUCUCCUUUUCAACCAUACCUUUCAUAUUUUGCUUGUAUAAUGAUCAUUUUGAUUAUCAUUUUCAAUGGGUUCACUUUUUUCAUCAAAGAUCAUUGGUCUUCAUCAGGAUUCAUCGCAGCUUAUGGUGCACUUGUACUUUAUUUGAUUAGUUUUGUUUAUUGGAAACUUACACGUAAAACCAAAUGGAUUGAAUAUUCAAAUAUGGAUUUCAAAACUGGAAUUAAACAAAUCGAAGAGAUGAAUGAAUUUUAUAUAAAAACUUCAUUUGUUCCUAAAACUAAACUUGAGAAAUUUUGGGAUUGGUUGUUUUGAUGUAUGAAUCAAAAAUAUGAAGCUAAGCAACCACCAGCUUGAAUAUUACAUGGACUUCUUUCAUCUCCUUUUCCAAGAAAGCUACAUCACCUCACUGUUCUGGUCUCUGACACAAACACCUGUACCAUAGUCAAACCCCUAGAAAUGGAAAGUUGUCUUCACUUACCAAUGUUUUUUUUUUCUGCUGAACCAAAGAUUCCAAAUACUAUCAUCUUUGCAUUUUUACAAUUCUUCAUGAAAUGGGAUGUGGCUUGAAGUAAAUCUUUGUACAUACCAAGUUUCAGAUAUCUCCGAAAUUUAAACAUGAGAAUAGAAUUUGUUUUUUC